AUGGCUGCCCGGAGGAGGCGGCCUUCCUUUCCAGGAGUCGACUAUGAGAGUGGAAGACUACCGGCUUUCGAGAGGAGAAGGAGAGCAAAGAAAUAUGUAUGGAGAAAGAGACACGGCGCGUGGGGGUGUAUGGGAAUGGUGGGCUUCGUUGUGCUCUUCUUUGGUUGUGUACACAUCGUCAACGUGUUCCUGGGGUACCUUCCCCUGAUCCACGAUGACCCUGCCGCCUUUGCCCUGGACUGGACCCAGCCCGACCAAGCCUCCACAGACAUGGCAUCAUACCUCCUCGACAUCACCAAAGACGUAACCCCCAUUCCCUGUCACUCCCACAACGACUACUGGCGCCGCGUUCCCCUCUACGAUGCACUUCGCUGGGGCUGCACCGGUGUGGAAGCCGACGUCUGGCUGUUCGACGAGGACCUCUUCGUCGGCCACAGCACGCACGCACUCACCCAAAAUCGCACCUUCCGCUCCAUGUACGUGGACCCACUCGUCAAGAUGCUCGACCACAAGAACGAGAACACCACCUUCCUCUCCACCUCAGACCUCACUUCAACCAACAAACUCGGCGUCUUUGACACCGCACCCCAACAGACCUUAGUCCUGCUUGUCGACUUUAAAAACAACGGAUCCCAAAUCUUCCCCUACGUGUCUAGCCAGAUCUCCGCGCUGCGCGAGAGGGGGUAUUUGACGUACUAUGAUGGCGAGAAGAGGGUCGAGGGUCCAAUCACCGUCGUAGCAACGGGAAACGCGCCGUUCGACAUGGUCGUUGCUAACUCGACGUACCGCGACAUUUUCUUCGACGCGCCGCUCGACCGGCUGUACGUCGAGCCCAAGGGCGAGGAAGGUCAGGACCAGGCGCAGUACGAUGACGGCGAUUCGACAUCGUCUUCCUCCGUUUCGACCACUGGCCAGGGUACCGUCGGCACAACGCCCGAUUCUCACUUCGACUCCACGAACAGCUUUUACGCGAGUACGAACUUCAGGAAGAGCGUCGGGCGUAUCUGGUUCGGACAUCUUAGUCACAAGCAGCGCGAGUUGAUCCGCGGCCAGAUCAAGGGUGCUCACGAAAGAGGGCUUAAGGUGCGAUACUGGGGCGCGCCGAAGUGGCCCAUUGCUCUGCGAAACCGUGUCUGGUGGGACCUAGUGGACAUGGGUGUUGAUUACCUCAACGGUGAUGAUUUGGCGGGGAUGACGAAGUUUGACUGGAGCAUCCACAGGCAUUGGGGGUGGUUUGAGUAG
Molecule: messenger RNA, 1242 nt
Organism: Macroventuria anomochaeta
Lineage: Eukaryota; Fungi; Ascomycota; Dothideomycetes; Pleosporales; Didymellaceae
Exons: 2
Coding region: 1-1242 (413 amino acids)
Biological process (GO): lipid metabolic process
Molecular function (GO): phosphoric diester hydrolase activity
Source: RefSeq, a predicted model, not a curated record